Messenger RNA from Capsicum annuum, 1111 nucleotides. Its product is annotated as F-box protein At3g07870-like. Gene Ontology annotation, molecular function: protein binding. The coding region runs from base 129 to 1043 and encodes 304 amino acids. NCBI's taxonomy places the organism in Eukaryota, Viridiplantae, Streptophyta, Magnoliopsida, Solanales, Solanaceae. The transcript has a single exon. The record is from RefSeq and is a predicted model, not a curated record.
AUCAACCCCUCAGCAUUAACAAUCCCCUUCACGAAACUCUAAAAAUUAGCUACUGAAAUUUGGCAAAAUGGAAGCCAAGUUUCUUGAUGUUCCGAUCACUCUCUUGAAGAGUCAAUGAAGUCACAAUUAUGGACCUUCCAAGUGUGGCAAUGCUGGAAAUUCUUUCAAGAUUAUCAAUCAAGUCCAUUUUCCGUUGUAAGACUGUUUGUAAACUCUGGUAUCGUCUUUUAACUUCUGACCCCUUAUUUGUUAACAUGUAUCACACAAGAUUAUCUAAUUUUCCCAGCAUUUUGCUUUUGAUUAAUGGCUCUGUCCAGCUACUUGUGGAACUCAAAGCAGAUGAUUCUCACCCGCUACACAGAGCCAUUGUGUUGAGCCCUGAAUUUCACCUCCCUCCACUGGAACAUAUGUCUUUAAUUGGUUCAUGUAAUGGGUUUAUUUGCUUGUUGAAUAAUUAUUAUACUAAAAACCAUUCAGUUUACAUUAACAAUCCUCUUUUGGGGGAGUAUUUCAAAGUUAAAUUGCCCGAAUGGGAGAGAAAUGUUUGCCAUGUUGCUUACGGAUUCUGCUUUAGGAAAGCCUUUGGACAGUAUAAAAUAUUGAGAUUAGUAAUUAGAAAGUUCCGUUGGGAUCUUCCAAAAGUAGCAGAAUUAGAGGUCUAUACUGUUGGAGUUGAUAAGAAAUGGAGAAAUGUGGGCGAAGUUCCCUGUCCAGAUCAUCUAAGGGAAUCAUUUGAUAAUGUUAAUGUCAAUGGUGUUGUUCACUGGCUUGAAAAUUGUACCAGCAUUUACUCAUUUAAUAUUGGUACAGAAGAGGUGAAGCCCCUGCCAACUCCACCUGGUUUGAAAACUGCAUCUUGGUAUUUGACACUGGCAGAGUUGGGGAAUUGUCUGUGUUUGUCUGAUAAUAGCCAUAGUCAAUAUGUUGAUAUAUGGCGGAUGAAAGAGUAUGGAGUAGCUGAAUCUUGGACUAAAUAUUGCAUUUUGAAGGAUAGUAUUCAACUAGAUAUUCGUAAUGACAGAUUUGACUUGGGAAAAUGGUGAAAUCUUGAUGCAAAGAGAUCUUGGCACACAUGUAGUUUCUUACAACCAAAAAGAAAACAAGUUUAGGA